Messenger RNA from Coniophora puteana RWD-64-598 SS2, 531 nucleotides. RefSeq lists its product as uncharacterized. Bases 1 to 531 code for a protein of 176 amino acids. The record is from RefSeq and is a predicted model, not a curated record. The transcript is spliced from 4 exons. Lineage: Eukaryota; Fungi; Basidiomycota; Agaricomycetes; Boletales; Coniophoraceae.
AUGUCCAUCGAGCCGUACGAGAUCUUUUUCACAGGCAGAAACGACCCCCGCGAUGGCUGUAUUGUCAUCGGCGAGGACGUCCGCCACGUCUUCUACGAAUUCGACACAGAGGUCACCGACUACGCCGCCAACAUGAAGACGACAGUCCAGAGCGACCGGCAGCCGGUCGCCACCUUCGAAUGGUCGAUGGGUGGCAGAGAGUUCGGCCUCGCCACCAUAUACGACCGGUCGAUCCCUAUGACCCAGCUGGUCAUGCCCACAGGCCAGCCAAACGCGCGAAUGUUCACCUCCUUCGACGGACGCAUUUACUCGUGGCGCCGAAUGCAAGAAGAUCCAAAUUCAUAUGAACUCAUAGCAGCUCCGGGACAUCAAAUUGGCAUUUUUCGACGGUUCGACCAGGAAACACCCGUCGGUCCAUCCUGGGGAACGUUCCAAUACAUUUUUACCGACCCGAUGCUUCUCCUGGAGUCUCUCAUGGCUCUCAACCUCAAUCGAUGGCUCGACGGCACUUACGGUCUCGCUUCUGGCUGA